AUGACCAAAGUGCCUUUCUCGAUCAGUGUUUUAAAACUUAUUCAGCGCUUACUGUCACUUUCAACCGACAGUUUGGCUCAUUUGUCGUGUACUGACAUGAGGUUAGCGGGCUCAGAGGAUGUAUCCCUUCGCGUUCACAGCGGGAUGAAGGCUGUCACAGGACCGAGCUGGAUGCCGUUCAGUUAGUUAGCCUCUCCGGAGUCCGAGGUCAGAUUUGUGUGCCACACAAGCUAGUGGUUAAUACGCUAAUAACAAGUUAAUUACAACGCUACAUUCCGGUGCUCGGUGUGGAGAGCCAUGGCGCGGUUAAUGCUGGAGCAGCUGUCAGAUUUCGGGGACUAUACUGGCAGUAAAGAGCUGAUUGAGACCCUCAAACUGAUCCAUAACGAGCAUAAAAACAGCCUGUCAAAUGUUCGCCUGAGCCCAGAUGGACGUCACAUCCAUGUCAUCCCCUGCAAACCUAAGGUGGGUCUUGUGACUUUUGACAAAUAUGAAAGACCUCAGCUUGCCCAGAACCAGAAGAAACUGGAUUUGUGUUUGAAACGAACCGCGUCCAUUGUGGAUAUUUUAUAUUUGGACAAUAAUAAUAACAGCAGUAGCAGCAGCAGAGACGCAGCAGCUGUGGCAGUGGUUUAUGAGAAUGGAAAAGCUGAAUUCUGGAGAUUCCAGGAGUGCAAAGGUGGCUGGCAUCUCCUGCAAACAUCAGACUUGUGUAACAGUCCCCGAGCCCGAGUGGUAUCUGUCUGUGCCUGCUCUAAUCUUAUCAUUUGGUGUGAGGAGAGGCCGCCCUCUGAAAGCUCCCCAGCCCUCACCUCCACGAGGAAUAAGUUAAGAUACUGUGUUUGCAGAAGGGACUUUGAGGUGGAGGAGGGUGCUGUCAGCUUGGGUGGUGUGAAAAUCGCCCUCCACAACAACCCUAAAUUUACUGUGGUCAGCUCAGGUGAAUAUGUGCAUCUCCUUCCUGACAUCAAAGUGAAGCCUCUGUUGAGCAUCUCCAAAUUUUUCCUCUCUUGGCACCCUCGCCAUGACACCUUCAGGGUCAGCACCACAUGUAAAAACACUCCUCUGAAGAAGCUGUCUGCUAAAGAGUCUGAUUUCAGGAGGUUGGUGACGGACUGUUUGGGGUAUUUAUCAGCUCUUGAACCUCCUGAGAUCUACGACUUCUCUCCCUCACCCUGUGGGGGCCUGCUUCUCCUGCUGAGCACCGGCUGGGUGUGUCUCCUGCAGAAAGACGGCAUCCUGCGGCAGGUAUACAAACUGGCAGACAACUGCUUGGUGAAAUACGGCACACACACUAGCCUCUGUGUAUACCAGGACACCCUGGCACUUGUGAUAGGGCAAAAUCUUCAUCUGAUAGACUUGAACUGUGGCAGAGAGCUGGAAAAGAUCAUACUGAAGAGAGAAGGGUUAUUAUAUGUAAACAAGGCUGACAUAUGGAUACCGCACCUGCUCUCAGAAACUGGAAUUUUUGUGGUGGUGCACCGAGAUACAGACACCAGAGAUUGUAACUCUAAGAUGAAGCCAUCUCCUUUCAGCACAGUAGAGAAUAUCCAUCCUGAAGCCCUCCUGGUGGAGGCAGUCUUUGAGGAGGCCUGUAAAUACUACCAGCAGAGGAGCCUGAGCAGCACCCAGCUUACUGUGGAAGCCCUCAAGAAAGGAGGUAGGUUCCAGGCUCCCAUUUCUUUAGCCUCCAUUCUCAGGAGCUACCUAAGCACGGGGUUAAAGCAGAAGAGCGUAGAGCUGUCCCAGAACGGAGGAGGUGGAUGUAUAGCAGGGCAAGACAAACUAAUGGGCUCUCUGGAGGCUGAGUUAAAGGCUCUAGUCUCUCUGGAGGAGGUGAAGGGGAGUUUAGUGAGAGGAAAUGUUAAAGAGGUGGAGGCGGUAUGUGAGAGUCUAGUUGAGAAAGAAGUAACCAGGCUGCUGGCAUCCUUGGAGCUGGAUAAAGAGUCUCUGCUCUACCUCAACUCCAUCUUCAAUAUCUUCCCUUGCCAGGCGUGGAGGGCAGCGCAGGCUGCCCUACAAUUGCACUACAAUGGGAAGGACUCUCUGUCCAGUAGGGCUCCCCCAGACGUGUGGAAAACUGUCCUCACUCCCACUCCAACCUGCAGCUCCCCAACCUCCCUCCUGCUCACAAAUGGUGGGCUAAAGCACAAGCAUAACCUCAAAGGUGGUCACCUCACUAAUUGUAAAUCCAACUCUACAAGCUCCACUUCCCCAGCUGCCCUGCCUGUGUUUGAGCUCCUCUGCUACUCAGUUUUCCACUUCCAGCCCACCUGGCUGCCGAGGUUCCUGGACCUCGCCCAGCAGCAGCAGGGCUCUGCCAGCCUGGGCCUGAGCCUGGCCUCUUCCUCUUGGGGCCUCUCAUGUGGUAGAGGAGGGGAGAGUGGGGAGAACAAUGUGCCCCUCUACAAGCGAGCGCUGAGCGUUCUUUCCAGCCUGAGCCCAGACAGAGAGCAGCAGCAGGACUUGGAGGUGGAGCUGCUGCUUGUCAGUGGGCGGCCCAACGCCAUCCUCCAGGCUCUGAGGGUCCUCAUCUGCAAGCAGCAGUGGGAGCGGGUCACGCAGGUAGCUCAGAAGUUCUGCAAACAGAGUCCGCUGCUCAAUAAGGAGAUCUUCACGACCCUACUCUGUGAGGUGGCCCAGCACAGAGACCUGGACCCCUACCUGGACCUUCUCUGGACGCUGUGCCCAGAGGACCUCACUGUCACCACAAUUCUUAACUUGGUGCUGAAAAACCUCCCCUCCCCUAACAACCCUUCUCCCUCAUCCUUCUCCAUGUCCAACGCAACCUCCACAUCCCCGGCUACCUUUGCAGACUCGCAGAGCAGUCAGUUGACCAUUGGGCUGUUGAAACCUCUGCUGAGAAAAGUCCUUCAGAGGGAGACCAAGCCCAGUCAGCGCUACGCUGACAUCCUCCAGUCCCCAUCAUAUCCCCCUCCAACACUUCCUCGUCAGCCUGUGGAGAGACAGAAUACCGUCACAGACCCCAUCACAGACUCACCUCUAUGA
This is a messenger RNA of Scomber japonicus (chub mackerel), 3009 nucleotides long. Its product is annotated as BLOC-2 complex member HPS6. The record is from RefSeq and is a predicted model, not a curated record. Lineage: Eukaryota; Metazoa; Chordata; Actinopteri; Scombriformes; Scombridae. Gene Ontology annotation, cellular component: lysosomal membrane; BLOC-2 complex. Gene Ontology annotation, biological process: melanocyte differentiation; lysosome localization; organelle organization. The transcript has a single exon. Bases 298 to 3009 code for a protein of 903 amino acids.